Messenger RNA from Cladophialophora carrionii CBS 160.54, 987 nucleotides. RefSeq lists its product as uncharacterized. The transcript has 2 exons. Lineage: Eukaryota; Fungi; Ascomycota; Eurotiomycetes; Chaetothyriales; Herpotrichiellaceae. Bases 1 to 987 code for a protein of 328 amino acids. Gene Ontology annotation, molecular function: oxidoreductase activity. The record is from RefSeq and is a predicted model, not a curated record.
AUGAUGAGCUUACCGAAAGAUCAACUUGCAGCGGUGCGGCAGGGCGACGGGGAGAAAGCGACCUUGAUUGUCAAACGCAUUCCGAUGCCACAAGCGCCAGGACCGGGACAGAUUCUAGUCAAAAUCAGCUGGGCAGGCAUUUGUGGCUCUGACAGAUUCCUGAUUUACGAUCGUUGGCAGAUGAAAAUGCAAGAAUCGACAAAAGGUGUGCCUGGCCAUGAAGCUGCGGGGCGAGUUGCGGCUGUGCAUCCCGAUAUGCAGGACAUCUGGAAGAUCGGCGACAGAGUUGGCAUCAAGUGGGUUUCUUCUGUUUGUGGACACUGUGAGUUCUGCCGGAACGGAACAGAUGAGCUGCAGUGUGCAUCGCAACAUAAUCCCGGCUUCAACGCACCGGGCACGUUCCAGGAAUACCUUCUCACAGAUGGUCAUUAUGCCACGAGGAUCCCAGUCAGCGUCCCUGAUGACGAAGCCGCUGUUUUGAUGUGUGGCGGUCUCACGGCGUACACCGCUUGCAAGCGGAGUGCUGUUCGAUCCGGAGAAUGGAUCGUGGUCCUCGGUGCAGGCGGUGGACUUGGUCAUCUUGCAGUCCAGUACGGUAAAGCAAUGGGUAUGCAGGUCAUAGGUAUCGCAAAAGGAAGUGAGAAGGAGAAACUCUGCGAACGGCUAGGUGUUGAAAGGUUUAUUGACCGCGCGAAAACCGGAGACCUAGUAUCCGAGGUGAUCAAAAUCACAUCAUACGGGGCGCACGGUGUGGUUGUUGCAGCCCCAAGGAAGGAAGCUUUCAGAGUCGCUCCAUUAUUCCUACGACCAGGCGGAACCGUGGUCUCUGUUGCAUUGCCGCAGGGAACAGACGCAUUCUCGGGUACUUGGCCGGGAUUGAACAAUUCGCGAAGGCUCAACAUCGCUGGAUCCGUUACCGGAACCCGCAAGGUAGGAAAGCUAUCCGAUCAAUUGAUGUGGGUAAUCAUACUUAUUCACGGGAUUUAG